AUGGACAAAUUUAUUGGCGCAACCAGACAAGGUUCACGAUCGCUACAGUGCUCGGGGCAUCCCGGCGUGCACGAAUAUGGCGGAGGGUCAUUGUGUGUUGUGGCUGAUGCGCCUUAUUUCGUCAAUGAGGAUGGGAUAUUUCGGCAGUACAAAGCAAAUAAGGAGCCGGAACUUGUGGUUGCCGGUGAUCGCUUCCAUCGUUUCGCCGAUCUGCACUUUCACAAAGGCAAUUUAUAUACCGUUUACGAAGUUCAUUCUGGAAAAGAGGUGGUGAAUAUGGUGGUAAGAAUUCUGGAAGGGGCAGUCCAGCCGCAGGUUACUGGUGCUGACUUUUAUGCAUUUCCGCGUGUAAGCCCAGACAGCCGGUACUUCUCGUGGAUGGAAUGGAACAUGCCAAAUAUGCCAUGGGACGAGACAGCCGUUGUGGUGGCAUCAAUGAAGAAGGACGGCAAUGUUGGCGAACACCUUUUCCGAAUUAGCCGUGAAGGCGUCAAUUUUCAUUGUCCUGAAUGGACCCCUCUCGGGGAUUUGUGUGUGGUCUCGGAUAGCACAAACUGGUGGAAUGUUUAUAAG
Messenger RNA from Gongylonema pulchrum, 573 nucleotides. The record is from the annotation of a GenBank genome assembly. Lineage: Eukaryota; Metazoa; Nematoda; Chromadorea; Rhabditida; Gongylonematidae.